Drosophila ananassae is the source of this 1073-nucleotide messenger RNA. Its product is annotated as cytokine receptor-like. NCBI's taxonomy places the organism in Eukaryota, Metazoa, Arthropoda, Insecta, Diptera, Drosophilidae. The transcript is spliced from 2 exons. Bases 33 to 1073 code for a protein of 346 amino acids. The record is from RefSeq and is a predicted model, not a curated record.
AGUAAAAAAAUAUAAAAACUAUUACUUAUGCUAUGUUGCCCGAAAAGGCGCCAACCAUUUUGCCAAACGGAUUUUUUCACGUUCCAAGAGAGAACCUGCUUUACAUAUUCUGGAUACAUCUAGAAGAGCUGGAAUGGAAUGGACCGAACUUUACAUAUUAUGCGUACACUAAAAAUGGAAAAGAGGGACAAAUUCUAAAUAAUAAUACCGCUUUAUUUAGCGAAUGGGAUGACUCACUCUCCGAGAGCGUUUUUAUUAGGAGUCAGAACUCAAUGGGUCGGUCGGUCAGCUACAGUGAACUGAGAGUGAACUCCCCAAUCAGUUCGAAACUACAUCAGCCGAAUAAUCUUCGGUAUGUUGAAGAACACUUCACUUUCAGCUGGAACCCACCGACUGAACAGAAAAAUCUGAUAGGCUAUGUUGUCUAUUGGUGUAAUGCCUCCGAGAUAAAUCCACGGCUAUGCCAUGAAAAAGAAGACUCUCCGUGGUUGAAGGUGCCUGCAUCAGAGAAUAAAUAUCAUUUCCCUAGAUCGAUGUACCUGAGCCACCUGGGAGUGUCUGCUGACUACAGUGAUCAAAACUCAGGUGGAAUACAGUGGAUUAAUAUCCAUUCACACGAGACAUUAUACUCAGAUCAUGGAUUUAGUUUCCUUAUAGUUCCUGUUAUGGUCGCAGUACUGAUAGUCCUGAUAUCUUACGCCUACCGAAGGUUACGACAAAUGGCCGACAUUCAGGUUAUCCUUCCAGAGGGUUUUGAGAUCAUGAAAACUUCCGAUUCAUGUCAGACCUCUAUCCCAACCGAGGAAUCCAUUCCUAUCCCAAGAUAUCUCUUUCCGAAAGCAAUACGGGAUAUCAGCGUGCUUUUUAAGUCCAAAGAAACCCUUCAAGCUGAUGGGCCACCAAACGAGGAAAGUCUGUACUUUUCUUUAGAAAAUAUGGAAGCAGCCCAAGUUACAGAUUCCUACAGAAGUGAUGUUUUUGUACCACAAAACAUGGAUAGCCCGUAUAUGACCAUGGAUAUGAGUUCCUCUAAGCCCACUGGAUCAUAUAGUGCACAUCCAAAAAUUAAAUAG